Molecule: messenger RNA, 1363 nt
Organism: Cajanus cajan (pigeon pea)
Lineage: Eukaryota; Viridiplantae; Streptophyta; Magnoliopsida; Fabales; Fabaceae
Product: alpha/beta-Hydrolases superfamily protein
Source: RefSeq, a predicted model, not a curated record
GCAGAGGAAGGGAGUUAAGGUACGUGGCGUGUAGUAGAGCAGAGGAAUGGAGCGACGAGAAAUGAGAUAGAAAGGGGAAGUGAAUGAGCGUAGAAAAGAAAGGACAUGGCCAUGGGCGUGGGCGUGGCAUUGGCAUUCACCAGCAACAGUCUCACUUUCCCUCGCUACAGCUCUCCAAUUCCAAAUAAAAUCCAUUUUCUCCGUCAAAUUGUUUGCAAAGCAGAGCUCCAGGUUCAAACCCGCGUGUGGAAUUGGAGGGGUUAUUCUAUUCGAUAUCAACAUUCUGGGAACAAUGGCCCUGCACUACUUUUAGUUCAUGGUUUUGGAGCUAACAGUGACCACUGGAGGAAUAAUAUUUCAGUUCUUGCACAAUCCCACCGGGUUUACUCCAUUGAUCUUAUUGGAUAUGGAUAUUCAGAUAAACCAAAUCCUCGUCAAAUCAGAGACCCUUCCUUUUACACUUUUGAGACAUGGGCCUCUCAGUUAAAUGAGUUUUGUCUUGAUGUCAUCAAGGAUCAACCAUUCUUUAUAUGCAAUUCUAUUGGAGGAGUUGUUGGUCUUCAGGCAGCUGUGCUAGCACCUCACAUUUGCCGGGGCAUUCUCCUUCUCAAUAUAUCUCUACGUAUGCUUCAUAUAAAGAAGCAGCCUUGGUAUGGAAGACCUUUCAUCAGAUCAUUCCAGAGAUUGCUUAGGGAUACUGCUGUAGGCAAAUUCUUCUAUAAAGCUGUAGCCACAAAAGAAUCUGUGAGGAACAUUCUUUGUCAGUGCUAUCAUGACACCUCCAAGGUGACAGAUGAGCUAGUGCAGAUCAUCCUUAGUCCCGGUCUGGAACCUGGAGCUGCAGAGGUCUUUCUUGAGUUUAUUUGUUACUCAGGUGGCCCUCUUCCUGAGGAACUACUACCCCAAGUAAAGUGCCCAGUUUUGAUAGCAUGGGGUGACAAGGAUCCUUGGGAACCAAUUGAACUUGGAAGAAAUUAUGAAAAUUUUGAUUCUGUUGAAGACUUCAUUGUCCUUCCAAAUGUUGGACAUUGCCCCCAGGAUGAAGCACCUCACCUUGUGAACUCACUUGUUGAGUCUUUUGUGGCACGCCAUGCUAAAUCCUCAUCUAGUACCUCCCACUGUUAAUUGAUUCACUGUCAAUCAGUUUGUUGGUGUUGUCGAUCUCAUUGAAAUCGUGUACAUUUUUCCAUUUGCUUCCACUAAGAUCGGGUUGCAUUUUUUGUUCAGUAUAAGCAUUAUGUCCUUGUAUAGUUGCAAAUUAUGCGUGGUUGAUAUGAGACAAUUUAUCCAACAUGAAUGCUAGCCUUGGAACCCUACAUAAUUUCAUAAUUGUCUCGUGUUACAAUGGAAUUAUAUUUCUCAA